Triplophysa dalaica is the source of this 3308-nucleotide messenger RNA. It is a transcript of the gene tcirg1b, whose product is annotated as T cell immune regulator 1, ATPase H+ transporting V0 subunit a3b. Gene Ontology annotation, molecular function: proton-transporting ATPase activity, rotational mechanism; ATPase binding. Gene Ontology annotation, biological process: proton transmembrane transport; vacuolar acidification. Gene Ontology annotation, cellular component: vacuolar proton-transporting V-type ATPase, V0 domain; plasma membrane; vacuolar proton-transporting V-type ATPase complex. Bases 28 to 2676 code for a protein of 882 amino acids. The transcript has 20 exons. The record is from RefSeq and is a predicted model, not a curated record. NCBI's taxonomy places the organism in Eukaryota, Metazoa, Chordata, Actinopteri, Cypriniformes, Nemacheilidae.
UAGGCCGAAGUUUUGGGCAGUGGUCACAUGACAAGCGACGGUAACGUGACUGUAAAGAAAUGGGAAGUUCGUGACUCACUCUCACAGGGCUGUUAUAACUUUAUUCUUUUAACAAGAUACGGACCGUUGUUCUCCGCUACAAGACAAUUAUUGUCAAAUAGUGUGGAUAAAAGUCAGUCCUGUUUGCCACUGGUGUCGGUGCACUAUCAGCAGGUCAUGGGAUCUAUGUUCCGGAGUGAAGAGGUCUGUCUGGUGCAGCUCUUUCUCCAGUCAGGAUCUGCUUACAACUGUGUCAGUGAGCUUGGAGAAUUGGGAAUAGUAGAGUUUAGAGAUUUAAAUCCAAAUGUUAACGCAUUCCAGAGGAAGUUUGUGAGUGAAGUGAGGAGAUGUGAAGAGCUAGAGAAAACGUUUGUGUUUCUAGAGCAGGAGAUUGUUCGUACUCUUUCUCAGACACUGCAGCCACCCAUUCCAACCCCUGCAGCCCCUCAGCCCAGAGAACUGCUCACCAUAGAGGAAGAGAGUGAGCGCUUAGCCCGCGAGCUUAAGGAGGUUUCCAGAAACAGAGACAGCCUGCGAGCUCAGUUCACCCAGCUCGGUCAGUACAGAGGAGUUUUGAAACGGACACAUUCACUGACAGCAUCACAGGCCCCUCUGGGCUCGUUCGACUCUGUGGGUCUGGCAGAGAACAGACAGGAUGUCAGGCUGAGCUUUGUGGCAGGCGUAGUUCACCCGUGGAAAGUUCCCGCAUUUGAGAGGCUGCUGUGGCGUGCUUGUCGUGGUUACAUUAUUGUGGACUUUCAUGAAAUGGAAGAGAAACUUGAACAUCCGGAUUCUGGCGAGGAGGUGCAGUGGACUGUGUUUUUAAUAUCAUUUUGGGGAGAUCAGAUCGGCCAGAAGGUGAAGAAGAUUUGUGAUUGCUUCCACACGCAAACAUUUCCUUAUCCAGAAAAUCAGACAGAGAGAGAGGAAAUUCUGAAUGGACUUCGAGGAAGAAUCGAGGACAUCAAAUCAGUGAUGGGACAGACCGAGCAGUACAUGCAGCAGUUGCUGGCACGAGCCCUGGCCCGUCUCCCUGAGUGGCGUGUGCAGGUUCAGAAGUGUAAGGCGGUGCAGAUGGUGCUGAAUCUCUGUAGCCCGUCCGUAACUGAUAAGUGUCUGAUUGCGGAAGCCUGGUGUCCCGUCAGCCAGCUGCCUGCCUUGCAGAGUGCCCUAAGAGAGGGGGGAAGAAAGAGUGGCAGCAGUGUGGACUCAUUUUAUAACCGCUUGCAGGCCAACACCUCUCCCCCCACCCUGUUCCCCACCAACGCUUUUACUGCAGGUUUCCAGAAUAUAGUUGAUGCGUAUGGAGUGGCCAGCUACAGAGAGGUCAACCCAGCUGUGUACACCAUAAUCACUUUCCCCUUCCUGUUUGCUGUGAUGUUUGGAGAUGUUGGUCAUGGCCUGCUAAUGACAUUAGCUGCACUCUGGAUGGUGCUAGAGGAGAAAGAUCUAAAACUGACGAACAAUACCAAUGAGAUCUGGCGUAUGAUGUUCGGAGGUCGAUAUCUAAUUUUGUUAAUGGGCUUGUUUUCUAUCUACACUGGAGCCAUAUACAAUGAGUGUUUCAGUAGAGGCCUGGCCACCUUCUCAUCAGGGUGGCAUGUCCUGCCCAAUGCAGAAUUCUACAACUGGACUGAGGACACUUUUAAAAGUAAUCAAUAUCUUUCACUGGAUCCAAAUAUCACUGGAGUUUUCACCGGUCCUUAUCCAUUUGGAAUCGAUCCGAUUUGGGGUUUGGCCAAUAACCACCUGACAUUCCUCAACAGUUAUAAAAUGAAGAUGUCUGUCAUUAUUGGGGUCAUUCACAUGACAUUUGGUGUGUGCUUGUCCUUAUUUAACUAUAUCCACUUUCGGGAUAUCAGCAGUGUGUUUCUGGUGCUAAUCCCAGAGCUGUGCUUCAUGCUCUGUCUGUUUGGAUAUUUGGUCUUCAUGGUCAUCUAUAAAUGGGUGGUGUACGGACCUAUGACCUCCAACUCUGCCCCCAGCAUCCUCAUUCACUUCAUAGACAUGUUCCUUUUCACGGAGAACAAAGACAACAAACCGCUGUAUGAGGGCCAGAUGAUAGUGCAGAAGGUUCUGGUGAUAGUGGCUGUUCUGUCUGUGCCUGUGCUGCUCUUAGGGAAACCAAUCCAAGAAUAUGUUGCAUACAGGAAGAAGAAAACUCAGCUGACAGGAGACAGGCGUCCUCUUCUAGCAGAAAAUGGCUCUAUAAACGCUCACCAGGGAGACAUGGAGACAGGAGAAGAGGAGGAGUUUGAUGCAUCAGAUGUGUUCAUGCACCAGGCCAUUCACACUAUAGAGUACUGUCUGGGGUGCAUCUCCAACACUGCCUCUUACCUGCGGCUCUGGGCACUGAGUCUGGCUCAUGCACAGUUAUCUGAGGUGUUGUGGUUGAUGGUAAUGGGGAUCUCAUUCAAGCAGCUCAGUUAUGUGGGCUCAGUUAUUAUGGUUGGUAUAUUCGCUGCAUUCGCUGUGCUGACCAUAUCAAUUCUGCUCGUCAUGGAAGGCCUGUCUGCUUUCCUGCAUGCUCUGCGACUUCACUGGGUGGAGUUUCAGAAUAAAUUCUACAGUGGUUCAGGCUAUAAACUCAGCCCAUUUGCCUUCUCAUUAAUAAUCUGCACCUCCUCUCUCAACUGACUUCAGAAAGAAUGGCAUUACUUUGCUGUUAGGGGACACAAGCAUUUUAAAGUGUAUCAUUCCUGCAUUUUUUUAUUUUGAAUUGAUUGCCACUGUUGGCCCUAUGUUCCAUAUAGUCUUCCAAAAUCAAAGGGAUGUUGUUGAGUUUUGCUAUGAAUCCAUAUUUAGUCACUCACGUGACAGUGAGAUAAAAGUAUUUUAGUUUUAGAAUUUUAAUUAAGUCUUGAGCAUAAAGGGGUCAUAAAUGUGUACUUUUAUGAUAAUUAUUUUACACUGUAACAAACACAAACUGUUUAUUACAAUAAUGAAAUAUUAAUAUAAUGCUAAAAAGUAACAUUUACAUACCUUGUCUUCCAUACUAUAAUCUUGAUUAACUGUUUUAAACGAAACUGUUAAAAUAAAUCUUCAGAUCAAGAGUUGUUCAGAUGGCAUAUCAAUUUGCUAGAUAAAAAAUUCUUUAUUUACAGCUUAUUUAAAGGGAAUAAUCUUAAAUCCCUGUGCUUUGAUGUUUGCUCUUUUGUUUUUAUGAUGCAAUUAUGUUUUAACUUUUUGAGCUGAAUCAAAAUGCUACAUGUGAGGCCUUGCAGUGGUAUUUACCACAAACACUAUCAAUAAAGAACAAAUAUAAAACA